AUGGAAAGUGGUGACUCUAGUGGUGACUCUAACCGCCAACACUGCUGCUUCCGAGAAUGGCAGACCCAGCAAGAAGAGUACCUCUCGGAGCUCCUCCGAGAACUACAGCUCUCUGGCGACGGCCACGACAAAGACACCUUGCUCCGAAACCUAGCUGAGAAAAAUAUCAAACAUUUUCAAGAAUACAUCGACAAGCGAAACCGCCUCGCUCGCGCCGACAUCUCACCCUUCUUCGCACCAGAUUGGUGCACCUCUCUCGAGAGCUCUCUCCUAUGGAUCGCCGGGUGUAGACCCUCUUCGUUUAUCAGACUAAUUUACGCGAUUUGUGGGUCGCAAAUUGAGUCACAACUCACUCAGUUUCUUCAGGGUGUGAGAACUGGUAAUCUCGGCGAGCUCAAUGCGGCGCAGUUGAAUUUGGUGAAUCGGUUGCAGGGAAAAGUGAUUAGGGAAGAAGAGAAGCUGACGAGUCAGAUGGCGAGUUUGCAAGAGGAGAUAGCGGAUCAUCCGAUAUCGGUGAUUGCGAACGGGGCGGUGCGGAACGGUGGCGAUGGGGGGAACACGGAGGUGGAGGAGGCGCUGGAUGAACAUUCAAGGUCUAUGUUGAGAGUGAUGGAGGAGGCUGAUCAGCUAAGGAUGAGUACGCUUAAGGAGUUGAUUGGUAUUCUGACGCCGGUUCAGGCGGUGGAUUUUCUGACGGCGAGUAGGAAGCUUCAUCUCUCUAUUCAUGAAUGGGGGUUGAAGAGAGAUCACUUGCAUGGAAGAAACUAG
Ilex paraguariensis (yerba mate) is the source of this 768-nucleotide messenger RNA. The record is from the annotation of a GenBank genome assembly. Lineage: Eukaryota; Viridiplantae; Streptophyta; Magnoliopsida; Aquifoliales; Aquifoliaceae.